Messenger RNA from Exophiala spinifera, 435 nucleotides. RefSeq lists its product as uncharacterized. The record is from RefSeq and is a predicted model, not a curated record. Bases 1 to 435 code for a protein of 144 amino acids. The transcript has a single exon. NCBI's taxonomy places the organism in Eukaryota, Fungi, Ascomycota, Eurotiomycetes, Chaetothyriales, Herpotrichiellaceae.
AUGUUCGACUGCGAUUUCAAGACCCUGCAAACCUCUGUUGACUGGCAUACAGAUUGCAGAGAGUGCAAAGCCAACGAUUCUGAAGCUGCAUUACUCAAGUGUGUAUUUGAGAUUACUGAGGACAAAACAAGUCUUCUCCCCUGGGCAGGCAGUGGAGACGUCAUGAACAAUAAGGAGCGGAUCAAUUGGCAGGCUUUACGCCGCAUGAUCGCACUGAACGAUCAAUUGGUAGAGACAGGGCACAAAGCCGCGAACGAACUGCAACUUUGUCUGGAUGCUGUCGCAGCUGGACUCAGGGAAGAACAGGAGGAAGCGAUGAUCAAGAAAGGCUUGCAGCAUCUGAUCAGUCUUGCGAAAGGCCCAUGCAAGUGGCUUUUGAAGGCACGAGUUAGCAGCGAAGACGUAUGGCUGAUAACGGAAGAUACGAUUGCUUAA